GUGGUGAUUGACCUUGAGUUUGGCGACCUAAUGGAGGAAAAGGAGAAGAAGUCGAUGGCGUACCAGCUGGGCAUCUGCUACAGCGCCAACUGCAAGGCGGUGGUUCCCGCUCAGAUCCACGUCACCGGUCUGGGUAGCGGCAUGGGUGAUGUGGUUCGGAAGGUGUGCAGCGGCGUUGAGCACUGGGCGGUGCACAUGAGCGACGAGACCUAUCUGGAAUCACCCGCGCUGGCGGAGCGUAAAACAAACCUGGUGUACCUCACCGCGGACAGCGAACACGAGCUCGAGGACUUCAAGGACGACGAGGUGUACAUCAUAGGGGGCAUCGUGGACAGGAACAGGUACAAGAACUUGACUCUGAACAAGGCCAACGAGCAGGGCAUCAGGCACGCGCGGCUGCCAAUCAGGGAUCACCUCAAGAUGUCCGGCACGCACGUGCUCACCGUCAACCAGACGCUCGACAUAAUACACGCGCAGCUCGAGCUGCGGGACUGGGACCAGGCCAUGGACCGCGCUGUGCCCAUGCGAAAG
Molecule: messenger RNA, 531 nt
Organism: Micromonas commoda
Lineage: Eukaryota; Viridiplantae; Chlorophyta; Mamiellophyceae; Mamiellales; Mamiellaceae
Exons: 1
Biological process (GO): tRNA N1-guanine methylation
Cellular component (GO): nucleus
Molecular function (GO): tRNA binding
Source: RefSeq, a predicted model, not a curated record